UCGGGAUCUGGAUCUGGACCUGGACCUGGGAACGGGACCGGGACCUGGAUCUGGACCUGGGAACGGGACUGGGAUCGGGAUCUGGACCGGGACCGGGACUCGUAGCAGCACCGGCAGCGUCGCUUAGGAGCGGCACCGGCGCGGGGCCAUGCCGUACCUGGGCGGCGAGGAGGCGCAGCGGGAGCUGCGGCGGGCGCUGUCCAACCCGCACGUGCAGGCGGACCCGGCGCGGUACCGCGGCGCCGUGCUGCGCGUCAUCCGGCUGAUGGCGCAGGGCGCCGACGUGUCGGGGCUGUUCCCGGAGAUGGUGAAGGCGGGCGCGGUGCCGGACGUGGUGCAGAAGAAGCUGGUGUCGUUCUACGUGCGCGCCCAGGCGCCGCGGCAGCCGCAGCUGGCGCUGCUCGCCGUCAACUCCCUGCGCAAGGACUGCGCGCACCCCAGCCCGGCCGUGCGCGGGCUCGCCCUGCGCACCAUGUGCGGCCUCAGGAUGCCCGGGAUCCAGGAGUACCUGCAGCAGCCGCUGGUGAGCGGGCUGCGGGACAAGGCGUCCUACGUGCGCAGGGCGGCCGUGCUGGGCUGUGCCAAGAUGGUGAAGCUGCAGGGGGACUGCGAAGUGGACGGUGCUCUGGUGAAUGAGCUGUACAGUUUGCUUCGGGACCAGGACCCCAUCGUGGUCGUCAACUGUCUGAGGGCCUUGGAAGAGAUCUUGAAGAAGGAGGGAGGUGUUGUCAUCAACAAACCCAUUGCCCAUCACCUCCUCAACAGGAUGCCUGACCUGGACCAGUGGGGGCAGAGCGAGGUGCUCGCCUUCCUGCUGCGCUACCAGCCCCGCAGCGAGGACGAGCUCUUCGACAUCCUCAACCUGCUCGACGGCUACCUCAAGAGCAGCAGCCCCAGCGUCGUGAUGGCAGCCACCAAGCUGUUCCUGGUGCUGGCCAGGGAGUACCCAGAUGUGCAGGCAGAUGUGCUGGGGCGGGUGAAGGGCCCGCUGCUGUCUGCCUGCACCUCGGAGAGCCGGGAGCUCUGCUUCACCGCGCUCUGCCACGUGCGCCAGAUCCUCAGGAGCCUGCCCGGCCACUUCAGCAGCCACUACAAAAAGUUCUUCUGCUCCUACUCGGAGCCCCACUACAUCAAAUGCCAGAAGAUGGAGGUGCUGUGUGAGCUGGUGAACGAUGAGAACGUGCAGCAGGUGCUGGAGGAGCUGCAGGGUUACUGCACCGACGUGUCGGCGGAGCUGGCGCAGGGAGCGAUCUUUGCCAUAGCCAAUAUUGCCAGGACAUACACGGAGCAGUGUGUGGGGAUCCUGACAGAGCUUCUGGGGCUUCAGCAGGAGCACAUCACCUCAGCUGUGGUCCGUGCUUUCCGGGACCUGGCCUGGCUGUGUCCCCAGUGCACAGAUGCCGUGUGCCAGGCCCUGCCUGGCUGUGAGGACACCGUCCAGGACAGCGAGGGCAAACAAGCGCUGAUCUGGCUCCUGGGCACCCAUGGGGAGAAGAUCCCGAACGCUCCCUACGUCUUGGAGGACUUUGUGGAGAAUGUGAGGUCGGAGUCGCUGGCAGCAGUGAAGAUGGAGCUGCUGACGGCGCUGCUGCGGCUCUUCCUGGCGCGGCCCGCCGAGUGCCAGGACACGCUGGGCAGGCUGCUCUACUACUGCAUUGAGGAGGAGCAGGACAUGGCCGUGCGGGACCGUGGGCUGUUCUACUACCGCCUGCUGCAGUCUGGCGUGGAGGAAGUGAAGAGGGUCCUGUGCAGCCCCAAGUCCGACCCCUCCCUGGGGCUCCUGGGGGACCAGAGCAAGCAGCCUGUCAAUGCCUGGGCUCUGGAGUUCAACACUCUGGCCACAGUUUAUGGCAGAGAGCGCUGGGCGCUCGCCACCGCUCAGCAGCCUGUGGAACCCUCCUGCUCCUGCUCCCCUGGGGCUGACUGCAGGGGCAGAGACACAGAAUCCCUGGUUUCUGGAGGGGAUAAGGAAGUCCUCGAGGUUCAUCCUGACACUCCAGUGUCUGAAGAGAAUAAAGAACUCCUCCAGGCUCAUCCAGAUGCAGGCAGCCUAAGCUUGAUUCCUGAUGUUCCCCUGACUGCAGAAGAGUUUGAGAAGACCUGGCUGAGCCUGGACACGAGCUGCCAGCUCUGUGUGCCCUGGUGUGGGGCUGUCCAUGCAGACACCCUCCAGACAGCCCUUCGUGUCGUGCACAUCCACACCAUCGCCAUGAGCAGAGCUGGAGCCCAGCCCUGGAAAGCUUAUCUGAGUGCCCAGGAUGGCUCGGGCUGCCUCUUCCUCACAGAGCUCCUGCUCCAGGCAGCGCAUUCAGAGCUGCAGGUCUCGGUGAAGCAAAAUGAAGCAAAGCCAGAGGCACUGCAAUCCUUCACGUCAGCCUUGAGGACAGUCCUGGAGGCUGUGGCUGGACUGGAGUCCUGACUGGUCCCUGCUCCCAGCAGGAUGCAUGCUCAGGGCACAGGAAAAGCUGAUUUUUCUGGCUCCUUUUGCCAUACCCAGUGCUGGUUUGGUAGUUUUAAGCUGCAGAGUUUCCAGCUUACCUGGAAAGCCUGGGUGGUGUGGGGAGCAGGGCAGGGUGAAGGGGCUGCCCUCCCCCUGGCUGGGGAAAGGACAGGGUCACUCUGUGUGAGUCACAGCACUGGUGGCAUCCGUGCUGGGUGUCAUGAGGCACCAACAUCACCGCUGGAACCAGAGCUGAGCAGAAUCCAGGGGUGUGUUUUGGAGAGUUUUUUUGGUUUUUUGGUGGGUUUUUUUUUUUUUUUUUUUUUUGAGAAUUAUAAAUAAUUAAAAAAAAAAAAACGAACUGUACACCAAAGGCACCAGGACUCUGCCACUUACCUCACAUGAAGAGAAACAGUGCAGCAAGCAGAGAAUCUUUAUUCUUGGCUCCCUUUAGAUUUGUUUCAAUUUGCUGUCUGAUUUCAGUAGAGGCUUUGCCUGGGGGUGAGCAGAGCUCUGCUGUGCCAGAGGAGGGCAGGCAGGGGACAUCCUGCUGGCUGGAACCGUGUGGGUUUUUAACUGAAAUGUGUUACUGAGGUGAGAAUUGCCCUCUCUGAAGCUCCCGCAGCUCCUUGAUGGAGGGUGAGGUACACAGUGAGAUUGAUCUAACAGGGACUUAGGGUACUCUGUGAGGAGCACAAGCUUCUUUUAGCCCUCUUCUUUCCGAUUUCUUGUAAAUUUUGGUUUCUUUGACUGACUUGAUUGUACCCUCAAAUGGCACUGUGCCUUCCAUGCACUGCACUGAAACCCUGUCACUGUUACACAGACUUCUGCCUUUCCUAAUAAAAGUGUGAAUCAUUCUUGGCUGA
Molecule: messenger RNA, 3306 nt
Organism: Passer domesticus (house sparrow)
Lineage: Eukaryota; Metazoa; Chordata; Aves; Passeriformes; Passeridae
Gene: AP4B1
Product: adaptor related protein complex 4 subunit beta 1
Exons: 10
Coding region: 149-2419 (756 amino acids)
Biological process (GO): intracellular protein transport; vesicle-mediated transport
Cellular component (GO): membrane coat; clathrin adaptor complex
Molecular function (GO): clathrin binding
Source: RefSeq, a predicted model, not a curated record